This is a messenger RNA of Tetrapisispora phaffii CBS 4417, 2994 nucleotides long. RefSeq names its product CORVET complex subunit VPS3 (gene VPS3). Gene Ontology annotation, biological process: endosomal vesicle fusion; autophagy; vesicle-mediated transport. The record is from RefSeq and is a predicted model, not a curated record. Lineage: Eukaryota; Fungi; Ascomycota; Saccharomycetes; Saccharomycetales; Saccharomycetaceae. Gene Ontology annotation, cellular component: cytoplasm; fungal-type vacuole membrane. Bases 1 to 2994 code for a protein of 997 amino acids. The transcript has a single exon.
AUGUCUGAUGAGAAUAGGGUUAACUCCGAUGUGGUAGAUAAAUUAAAUGACUACGUAGAUAAGAAUCCAGUCGAGGAAGAUAGUGAAUCGAAUAUAGAAAUUACUAAAAAUUCUACUCAUCUACAUUCGACUCAUGAAGAUGAUGAAGUAAACGUGUUACAAGAAAAUGUUGAUGAAGAGCUUCUUCCUAAAAGGGAAGAAACUGGCAUUGAAAAGGAUAGUUUACUUGAAAAUGAAAAGAACAACACAAUAGUUCUGGAAGAGCAAGAUAAUUCAAAGGAUAUCGAAAGCGUUCAAGAUAAACAAGAAACUGAUAGUAAGCUUCCUUUCAAAUUAACUUUAGAUGAUGAUUCAUUUAUUGUCCAUCCCCUUAUCGAACAUAUACCUGAUGAGUUAGAGUACACAUGCUUUGAGUCUUAUGAACAGAACUUAUACCUAGGAACAGAAUCUGGUGAUUUAUUACAUUACUUCGAAAUAGAAAAAAGUAAUUACAUGCUUGUAUCACAAACCAAAUUCAAUUCUGAGUUCAAUAAGCCAAUUGAUAAAAUAAUAUUAUUACCAAAUAUUGAGAGAGCAUUGUUACUAUCAAACAAUACUUUAACGCAAUUUCUUCUACCAGAAUUUGCUCCAGCACCAAAUACAGAAAAUAUUGCUAACAUUUCCUAUUUACUUUUAAAAUCAUAUUCAACUAAUUCUAAUUCUUAUAAAAUUUUAUUAUUUUUGGAGAAUGAGGUCAAUGAAUAUCGAAUAACACAAACAUCUACCAAUCUAGUUAGACGAUAUCCAUGGAAAAGCAUAUCAGAGGCUUCUUUAUGUGAUAAAUCAAUGAUGAUAGCAAGGUCAAAUCACUACGAACUAAUUCAAGCAAGGAGCAAAGAGGUAACGCCUCUUUUUAAAGUCAGCGAAUCAGAUGAACCUCUUAAACCUAUAAUAUCAAGCAACAAUGGUACUGGAUUUAAUGUAGUAACUGGAGGAACAUCAAUAGAUUCAACCGCAAUGGUAUUUAAAGUCAAUAAAUCAGGGGAAAUUGAUAGUGGUAAUUUGGUAUUAGAUCGGUACCCCGAUAGUGUUCUAUCUAAGAGUCCUUAUCUUAUAGUGAACUUUAACAACAAUGAGAUUCAUAUAUAUAAAGAGGUGACUAAUGGAGAUUCAGCACUUAUUCAAAUUAUAAAGAGUCAAUCUAAAUUCAAUAUCUGCGAAAGCUUUAAGCAAUUUGAAUGUUCAAAUAUCGAGGAAGCUAAAAAAAUCAAAUCGUUAGUUACAGAAAAAUUACGUUUAGUUCCUCUUGAAGAAGACAACGGCGACAUAUUCAGAAUUAAUGGUGAAAAUUCAUACAUCAAUAGUCUAUUUAAAUUAUCGACAUCAAUGCUAUUAUAUGGUAAAGCAGGUAUUUACUUGCUAAUUCAAAAACCUGGUAUUUUAAGAUUUGAUAAGUAUGACGAGAAAGAAAUUGAAAAUGUGAGAGGAUACAUAGGUAGUUUAAGAGGAGACCUAACAAAAUAUCAGCAAAUAGAAAAGGAAUAUCUAACAGCAUUGAAGAUUCUCUUGUAUACAUUGCAUAAUGCUGCUAUUGAUGAGAAAAUUAUCUCAAAAUGGUAUCAAGUCGCUGAGUUGGUUGACAUCAGAUUAUUAUUAUACUUAUUGGAUAUGGAAUAUUAUGGUAAUCUUUGUAUAUUCAAUGGGUUGAAAAAGUUUAUAGAAAAUUUAAAAUUGUUAAAACUAAUACACAAAGUUAAAGAUAAGAUCUCACUGAUAACUUUGUUGAAUAGGAAACUAAUAAACUGCUCGAAACGUGAAGAGAUCCGAGAUUACAAUAAUGUGAUGAAAUCGAUUGAAAUGAAUUUAUUCCAUUUAUUAACUGAAAAUAAUAAAGAAAUCACUACUGAUAUGUUUAUAGAGCCAAUUUUAAACGAGAUUUUGCUUAUACUUCAAGAAGAACCUGAAAAAUAUUCUGUUUUAUUAAAAAAAAUAUACUUAGAAAAGCAUAAUUAUACUGAACUGAUUACUUUAUUCAAAAAUGAAGGAAAUGCACAGGAAAUUUUAGAUCUGAUAGUAACGAAAUUUUCAGAACUGCCAAAAGCGUAUACAGCCAACGAACUUAUUGAAGAUUUGAUAUACAUUAUAAAUUCAUUACCAUUAAAUAAUGAAAUUAUUAAAAAGACUCUUAGUGUGGUUGAAAAGGCCAAUUUCAAUAUAAAUGAUUUUACCGAUAAAUUAACUUCUAAUGUCGAAGUAAAAGUUGCUGUCAUUGAACAUAUUGGUGCUAAAAGUGAAGUUAAUAAGGAAUUUUUAUUGAGAUAUUACCUUGCAAACUUUCAAAAAGAAUUAGAGCUUAAUAAUUUAUGGGAAAACUUAGGCAAAUAUGCAUCGGAAUACACAAGUGAUUUAAAUUAUUAUAAAUCAAGCUUAUCUGAUUUUUUAUUAAUUAAGCUAAAAUAUGAUUCCAUAUUUAAUGAUUUCUUAAAUUAUAUCCAGCAGAUUAAACUUUUAUGCAAAGACGAAACAGUUGACAAUUCUAACAUAAGGUUGGUUUUAGACGAUAUCAAAAAAAUUGACAUAGGGAAUUUAUUGCUUAUGUUAUUUUUGAUGCCCGAAUUUAUUGGUAUUUCAGACAUUUUAAUUUCUUCAGAUGAGUUACUGAGUAUGUAUAUGCUGUACAAUGAUUUCCUUAAUAUUGAAAGAUAUCUGAAAGUGGAAACAUUUUUAAAGGUCUUUAAUCAUUAUUUAUCAUUUUCUGGAACACCAGAUGGGGUUAAGACUGUUAUUACUUUUUUGAAGCGAAAUUGUAAUACUAUUGUGGAUAAUAAUAUGUUAGUCAAGAUAUUUGAGUUAUUGCCUGACAAUUUCUCCGUUAUGUCACUUUUCGAUGUAUUAUUUCCAAUUAUUAAAAAAAGAGAAGGGAUUAAACAUAAGUAUUAUUUGGAAAAAGCGUUAGCAAGAAAUGAAUUAACAUCUUAUUCCAAUACUUUAAAUCAUUUCAAAUGCCAGGAAUAA